AUGGAUCACUCUGAUUCUUCAAAACCUGACCUCCGCAUUGCUGGACCGGGUAUUCCCGGAUUACAAUUGGGGUUGGAACAGGCGAAGACAACUGGAACGAGCAGAAAACGUGAAAAACCACAAUAUAGAACACUCGCAGUGGUAAAGGCCAUCACGUGGCUUGCUAUCGAAGGAACACUGGACGCUCGAUUGGCCGCGGCCAUCGCCUGUCAUGUGCAACCUGAUCUGAACUGA
Echinostoma caproni is the source of this 234-nucleotide messenger RNA. The record is from the annotation of a GenBank genome assembly. Lineage: Eukaryota; Metazoa; Platyhelminthes; Trematoda; Plagiorchiida; Echinostomatidae.